This is a messenger RNA of Perkinsus marinus ATCC 50983, 408 nucleotides long. RefSeq lists its product as hypothetical. Bases 1 to 408 code for a protein of 135 amino acids. Lineage: Eukaryota; Perkinsozoa; Perkinsida; Perkinsidae. The transcript has a single exon. The record is from RefSeq and is a predicted model, not a curated record.
AUGCUCCGAAUAGAUCUCGGUGCUCCCUCUGGAUUCAUGACCUUGCCCGUGUCUGUACUGAUGGGAAAAGUAUUCCCCAAGAGAAGAAUGACGUACUGGGAUCGAUCAUCUGGUUUUGUUGCUGGAACUAUCGAGUUGGGGUUUUCUUGCAAACAGUACGAGGAGACUGUAACUGGCCCCGGCGCGAUGGCACUACAGCUCGCAGCCGCAGUUCCCAAUCAAGGUUCAAUGAAACUGGAAGAGGCUGAGGAGGUCACUCAGGAAAUACAAUCACCAUACCUCAAGGAGUUGAUCAUCGAAAUUGCUGCUCUAGAAGAUCUGAACAAUCAACUGAGGUCAAAGAUAGCUGUAUUGAUAAACGAAUCUGACGUGGGGCAUGAGUUAGGAAGGACCAAACAGGCGUCAUGA